Molecule: messenger RNA, 2142 nt
Organism: Drosophila suzukii
Lineage: Eukaryota; Metazoa; Arthropoda; Insecta; Diptera; Drosophilidae
Gene: Bx
Product: LIM domain-containing protein Beadex
Biological process (GO): positive regulation of transcription by RNA polymerase II
Cellular component (GO): nucleus
Molecular function (GO): DNA-binding transcription factor binding; transcription coactivator activity
Source: RefSeq, a predicted model, not a curated record
UUGGGCCCCGAAUCCGGAAUAUGAGUGAUACGCGUGAGCAGAUUCUGGAGCAAAUCAAAGUGCAAGGCGAUCUCGUCCGACAGUUGAAAGCAGCGAAGGAGUCGAAGGAGAAGGACUUUGACGGAGAGUACCAGAUCAGUCAAGAUCGGAGUCAGCAUAGGGAUCGGCAGGCGGAGGAGCAGCGCCGGGGAGCAGCUGGAGGGGCCGUCUGAAGCGGUGGCCAGCAUGCCGGAGACGCUGCCCGCCACUGCGACGGUGACGGCGUCGAGCAUCGACUGCACCGUGGCGGUGCUCAAGGUGCCCACGCCCACCCUACAGCUGCCGGAGGUGUGCAAUCUGCAGAGCCUGGGCCUCAUCAUGGAGCCCAACAACAUUAACAUCGAGCUAAAUCCAGCCGCCGCCGCCGCCGUCACGCCCGCCCUGGAGCCAGUGGGAUUCAAGAUGAUGACUAUGGACAUUACCAAAACCGAACCCGGACUCGUCGGGCUUUCCUCCAACCAGCAGCAGCAGCAGCAGCAGUCCCAGCAAUCCAACACCGGCAUGAACAGCGGUGGCCAGAACAACGGGCCCAAUCCCAAUGGCAACGGGAAUGUGGUCAAUGUGGUCAACUCCGGCGGAGCCGGUGGCGGCAACAAUGGCAACGGGAAUGUCCAGAGCAUCGCCGCUGCGGCCAACAACAAUAACAAUAACAACAACAACGGUAGCCAAUUGUGCGCAGGAUGCGGCAAGCACAUCCAGGACCGCUACCUACUCCGCGCCCUGGACAUGCUGUGGCACGAGGACUGCCUCAAGUGCGGCUGCUGCGACUGCCGCCUGGGCGAAGUGGGCUCCACGCUGUACACCAAGGGCAACCUGAUGCUCUGCAAGCGGGACUACUUGAGAUUGUUUGGCAACACGGGCUACUGCGCCGCCUGCAGCAAGGUGAUCCCAGCCUUCGAGAUGGUGAUGCGCGCCCGCACCAAUGUCUACCACCUGGAGUGCUUCGCCUGUCAGCAGUGCAACCACAGAUUCUGCGUGGGCGACCGCUUCUACCUGUGCGAGAACAAGAUACUCUGCGAGUACGACUACGAGGAGCGCCUGGUCUUCGCCUCGAUGGCCAAUCAUCCGAUGCUGAAGCGCCAUGUGUCCUCCUUGGGCCAGGGAUCUCCGACCGGAGCGGCCGGGGCGCAGAACACCGCUGGCGGACUGCUGGGCGGCGGACCCGGGGGCGGCAAUGUGAACGGCGUUGGCGUGGGCAUGGUCAACGGACCGCGCACUCCUGGCGAUCACAACAACAACAACAAUGGCCCCCAAACGCCAACCGGCGGUGGCUCACCGUUUGCCGCAGCCGCUGCUGCCGCCGCCGCCGCUGCCCAUAUGAAGAAUCAACUGGGAGCGUCCAGCUAAAAUAAAGCCCUGGGCAUGGGCGCCACAGGGGCUGUUUUGGCGGGAUCUGGAGUCGGCGCUGGAGCUGGAGUUGGAGCGACGAGUCAGCAAUUCUACUCGGGCUUUGGACUGCAGCACCAGCACCAGCCACAGCAACACCAACAACAGCAGCAGCAGCAGCAGCUCAUGGGACUGGGCCUGGGGAUGGGCGGCGGUGGAGGAGCAGGAUCCGCCGGCGGAGCAGGAGGCGGAGGCGGAGGCGUUGGCAGCAUCGGGAGCGGGUGCAAGCGCUACCAAAGAAAGUUCUACAACCGCAACUGAGGGAGUCGACGGGGGAGAAAACGCUAGGGGAAAGGAUACAGAAUCCCGAAUCGAUAUUCAAAUCUUCGUUUGCUUUGACUGAGUUCAAGUUUUAUAGUUUUAAAGGCUUAUAGUUUAGUUAGCCUACACAAAAGUACUUGCUGAAUUUGCAGACAUUUUUGGAUCCUAUCAUUUAAGAGACAAUAUGUUUACUUAGUUCUAUUCGAGAAUAACCCCCUUUGUUCAUAAACAAGGUUUUUUUUUUUUGUUUCCACUGAAACCUGUACAUAUUUUCCUUGUAAACUGUUGACUUUUUAGCGCGAUCCUUUUUUUUUAUAUACACAACCUUAUAGAUAUAUUCGUAUUUAUCUAUGUAUAUGCAUAAAUAAUUUUAUUUUCACGCUCGAAGCGUGCGGUGCCAAAACAAAUUCAAAGCAGUGCCAAAAAGUUUAAAAAUAAACGAAGGAUAAAAAUGAA